Molecule: messenger RNA, 1069 nt
Organism: Engraulis encrasicolus (European anchovy)
Lineage: Eukaryota; Metazoa; Chordata; Actinopteri; Clupeiformes; Engraulidae
Product: zinc-binding protein A33-like
Exons: 4
Coding region: 1-702 (233 amino acids)
Biological process (GO): protein ubiquitination
Cellular component (GO): cytoplasm
Molecular function (GO): ubiquitin protein ligase activity; protein binding
Source: RefSeq, a predicted model, not a curated record
AUGGGGCCCACGAGGAACUACAAGAGCACAGUGGAAAGAGCCCAGUGCACACUGCAGGAUCCAGAGAAGCUUUCAGGAGCUCUGAUCAAUGUGGCAAAGCACCUGGGCAACCUGAAGUUCAGAGUCUGGGAGAAGAUGCAGGAGAUUGUUCAAUACACUCCUGUCACUCUGGAUCCCAACACUGCACACCCACGACUCAUCCUGUCUGAGGAUCUGACCAGUGUGAGAGGUGGCGAUGAGAUACAGCAGCUUCCUGAUAACCCAGAGAGAUUUGAUAAGUAUGCCAGUGUGCUGGGCUCUGAGGGCUUUAACUCAGGGACACACUGCUGGGAUGUGGAGGUUGGGGAGAACCCAUGGUGGAAUGUGGGUGUGAUGACAGAGUCUCUCCAGAAGCAGGGAGACUUCUACUCCAAGAGUGGACUGUGGUUUGUGUGGUAUAAAGAUAGUAAAUAUAGUGCAUGUGCCUCACCACAGCCUGACACUCUCCUCACACUGAAGCAGAAACUCCAGAGGAUCAGAGUGCAGCUGGACUGGGACAGAGGAGAGUUGUCUUUCUCUGACCCUGAUAGUAAUACACACAUACAUACCCUCAAACACACAUUCACUGAAAGAGUGUUUCCAUACUUCAAUAUGGGCUGUACGGUCUCACCUCUUAGGAUCCUCCCAGUGAAGGCCUCAGUGAGAGUAGAUCAGCACAGUUAAUGUUGGACUUGAAAUGGUCAACUGCAUCAUAUGAUGAAAUAAUCUUAAUGACCUCUGUCUCUGUCCAAUCUAUCUCUAAUACAAGUGAAUGUACAAAAAUGAAACAUGGUUUCUGCAUGUAAACACUAGUAAUGGGGCUCACUUUCAUGCCUUCUUGGCUACUUUCAUGUGGCCUAUUCUUUUUUUUUUUGAUUGAUGAACACUUUCAAUACUUUUGUAUCUUGUUUGUGAGAAUAUGACUGUGAAUUGUAUCCUAAAGGUUUGAUUUAGAUGUAUUGAAUAAUUUGAUGGGUCAUCGUCAAUGUAACUACCAGAACCCUACACUGCAAGCACCCUUGUCUAUUUUUACAGGAAUUAAUGAAUAAAU